This is a messenger RNA of Geodia barretti, 1985 nucleotides long. The record is from the annotation of a GenBank genome assembly. Lineage: Eukaryota; Metazoa; Porifera; Demospongiae; Tetractinellida; Geodiidae.
GAGGAGGAGGAGAGGGGGAGGGCAGGAAGAAAGAAGCAGAGCAGUAUCCUGGGGGCAAGUUUCAACUUUACGAAUUCCAUCAUUGGUGCUGGCAUCAUUGGUAAAGAUGGAGGGAGGGGAGGGAGAGGGAUGUAUAUACUGUGUCAAGAUGAGAGAGAGAAUUAUUAGUGGCAUAAAAACAGCAGCAUUUUUAGCCAUGCUCGCUGUCAGCUGAGAUAUUGUUAAUUAUAAUAAUAUUGGUGAACGAGGGGACCGACCAUCCUAGGCGCUCAGAGUCCUUUUCUUUCAUUUACUGUAUAGCUAUUUGUACGUUUGUAAGAAGUCCAUAGCGUAUGUACUCAAAAUAGUAUGUGUGACAACACUGAAAGUUUGUACCAGUGUUCUCAAUGAUGUGUGUGUAUUUAGAGACAUUUCUGUUGUUGUUCUAAUUAGAGAGCAGCGUGUGUUGCGUUCUAAUUAGAGAGCAGUGUGUGUUGCUAUGCAGGUAUUCCAGCUGCCAUAAGAUUGGCUGGGUUCGUACCUGGAGUGAUCCUCCUCGUGUUGGUUGCCGUGAUAACUGAUUACACCGUGUUACUCCUGAUCAAGAACGGAAUCAUCUCCAACAAGUUUUCCUACCAGGAGAUGAUCACUGAGGCGUUUGGUCGACCUGGGUUCUGGGUUCUUACUAUCACACAACUCCUCUUCCCUUUCUUGCUACUGCAGGAUAUGUUGUAAUAGUAGGAGACACCUUCAGUCGGAUAAUCGAAGAAUUCUUUGUGGUAGCUGGCACAGAGCCACUGGCCUGGGUCAUCAACACAUCAGUCAUAAAGACAGCCACCAUCAUCCUGAUCAUGCUCCCUCUCUCCCUCCUCCGGAACAUCGCCAUGCUGGAGAAGUUUUCGGCCCUGGCAGUGCUGUUUGUUACGGUUAUUGUUUUGUUCACCGUUGCCAAGGCAGCAACUUACUACUGUAGUGUUCGCUGUUUUCUUCCGUCAUGUUGUGAUACUCCGAUCUCCAUUUGGGUCAUCAACACUCACUUCAUUGAGUCUGUGGGGAUCAUGGCCUUUGCCUUUGUCUGCCACCACAAUACAUAUUUGAUAUAUGGUUCUCUAUUGAGGAGAUCGUACACCAGGUUCUCGGCGGUGUCCCACAUGUCUGUCUCCGGGAGUGCCGUCUUCUGCACCGUCCUGGGUCUUGCUGGCUUCCUCUCCUUCAUGAACGCAACCAAAGGUGAUCUUCUCAACAACUAUUGUGUGGACGACUGGGUAGCAACGGUUGCUAGGUUCCUCUAUGCGUGUGUCAUCAUGCUAACAUUCCCCAUCGAGAUUUUCGUCUGCCGUGAGGUUCUGGAGAUUGUGUUGUCACGGUUACCAUACCGGGUGAUAUCGUGGGUUCGUCAGGGGAGGGUUAAACGAGCGUUGAGCCGGUUCCUCUUCUCCCCGCGGCAUUCCUCUCUUCCCCGCCACGUUAUCCUCACCCUCGUCCUCGUCUUGUUCAGUCUGGGGGUGGGGCUUACGACCGACGACCUCAGCAUUGUACUGGGGUUCAAUGGGUGUCUGAUGGCCACUCCAAUGGCGUUCAUCCUCCCAACUGCCUCGUAUCUCCGUCUCACGAGAGGUGGGCGGAGUCACUGGUACUCUAGAGACAGACUCAUCGCCUGGGCCGUCAUGGUGUUUGGAGUCAUCGUCAUGGUGAUUGGCACCGCCCUCUCCAUUGAGCAGGCGGUCCAGAGUUUCUCUCACCGAGGAACGUCUCGCCUGGCCUACUGCCCCGACACAAGCUCCGCCCACCAGUCCCUCUCCACCUGCUGUAGUCUCAUUGAUUCCACUGUCAACCUGACCCUCCACGUUCCCCUCUGUGACUGCUCGUCUUUCUGUCACAACUCGUCCAUUCUCACCUCCCCCGAUCUCUACUGCUAGCCCUAGCAGUUUCCUAAAGUCAUGAUCAUUCAUUUUAUCUUAAUUGUAUAAUUAUAAUUCUCUUUUUUUAAAACCCUUUGGACGCCA